AUGAAUUCACUAUCAAAUAGUGAUUCCAAAAUGUCGCAACAGAAUCGACAAAGGCAGGCAUCUCAGCAACAGCCGGCUGCUUCCCAAUAUAGCGAAGUGCCCAGACCCAACACGGGAGGCUACCCUUACUCGGCAAAUCCAAUCAUAGGCACUCACCCAUUGACUCAUAUCCAGCAACAGCAACAACAGCAGCUGCAACAGCAGCUGCUGCUUCUGCAACGAUCUACAAGCUCAUACACCCAGACAUCUAAUUCUUCUCAAGAUGGACAAGCAAGUAAACAACAAACGGGAUUCCAUCUGUACCCUCCUCAGCCACUAGCAUAUCUAUCCCAAGACAUGUUCAAUGCCACGGCUGGACCGCCACAGGGCCAGCAUGGCGAUUAUUCUCAAGUAGGCCAAUUACCUUCGCAGCAGUAUGGAGCGCAACAGAGGCAGAUGCUUCAACCAAAUCACCACCAGCAUCUGCAGCAUCUGCAGCAUCCAGGCAUGAUUCCAGCUCCCUUGGCCCAGUAUCCUUCGGCAGACCAGUACCCGGCAGCGGGAAAUCCAAACUCCCAACCGGGCCAAUGGGACGGUGUUUACAAUCAAGGUCAACCACAACAGCAACCACAACAACAACAACAACAACAACAGCAGCAGCAGCAACAACAACAACAGCAACAACAGCAACAACAGCCACAGCAAGCAGCACAACAACAGCAUCCAUCACUGGUAGAGCAGUACGCACAAGCUGAUAAAGUUGCGGCAAAGAAACCGGGCAGGAAGCCACGUGCAGCCAAGGAAGACUCCCUCCUAGAUUCUCAUUCUACAUCAUCUGGCUCUACCAUACCGAGAACCACUCCAGGAGCAGGCGUGAGUCCCACUACGGCUUCUGGCGAAUCCAAAGUCAUAACAAAGAGAUCACGUAUGGGCUGUCUCACUUGCCGUCACCGCAAAAAGAGAUGCUGCGAAACUAGACCCAGAUGCACCGAGUGUUCCAGAUUACGGUUAACUUGUACUUGGCCUAAACCUGGAACCGAGCACAAGAACAAACCCAAAGACCAAAAGGAAGAUGAAAAUACCAUUGACCAUGAAAUUUACGGUAGGAUAAAAGUGUUGAGAGGAAUCGUUGAAUACAGAAGCAAGUGA
Lodderomyces beijingensis is the source of this 1128-nucleotide messenger RNA. The record is from the annotation of a GenBank genome assembly. Lineage: Eukaryota; Fungi; Ascomycota; Pichiomycetes; Serinales; Debaryomycetaceae.